Molecule: messenger RNA, 5249 nt
Organism: Sarcophilus harrisii (Tasmanian devil)
Lineage: Eukaryota; Metazoa; Chordata; Mammalia; Dasyuromorphia; Dasyuridae
Gene: ZFYVE9
Product: zinc finger FYVE-type containing 9
Exons: 20
Coding region: 249-4559 (1436 amino acids)
Biological process (GO): endosomal transport
Cellular component (GO): early endosome membrane
Molecular function (GO): metal ion binding
Source: RefSeq, a predicted model, not a curated record
GCAAUGUAUUUUUCCUUUAGGAUCAGAUUGAACCCAGUGAAUCAGCAAGAAUGGCUAAUGGAGUCACCGACACCAUGAAGAAACACAGAGUUUUUUUCUUAUCUCGUGUGUAAGUGGGGGGAAAAGAGCCUCCCAAACUCUGAUCUAGCUCUGGCAAUAUAUGUAUGAACCUCAUCAUCUCUGUGUACAUCCCUGGAAAGUAUACUGAUAAGGUUUAAAAAAGUCACUUGAGUGGUGCUUUCUGACCAAUGGAGAACUAUUUCCAAGCAGAGGCAUACAACCUGGACAAGGUUUUAGAUGAAUUUGAACAGAAUGAAGAUGAGACAGUUUCUCCUGCAUUAUUGGAUAAAAAAUGGAAUCAGCUUCUAGACCCUCAUCUGCUGUCAUUUAGUCCAGAUCUGACCAGUGUGAAUGAAACAGCAAUUCCAAGUGAGUCGCAGCGGACACAGAAGACCUUCUCACGGGCUCGUUGUCCCCUCCUUCCAUCUGUGGAAGGAGGGGACCACUGUCCUAAUGGAAGAGAGAGUGUUUUAAAGCCAGAGACUUCCACCAUGUGCAUUGAAGAUCAGGCUUCUGUAGACAAGCAGCUGAUGAAGAGCAGCAGUCAUUGGGAUGAUCAGUGUGGUGUCAUGGACAGAGGAGAGGAGAAACUUGGGAAUAGAGACAGUCUCCCUGAAGAUAAAAACAUUCUUGUUGUAGCUGUCAUGCAUAAUUGUGACAAAAGGACUCUGCCAAGUGCUGAUUUACUGGAUUGUCAUGACUACAAUAGCCAUUCGCUGAUGGAUACUAUUAGCUUUACACUGGAUAAUGAAAACAGACAGAGUGAUCCCUUUAGUGUUACUAUCAAUGGGGCCGAUGAAAAAGACAUGAACACAGAGAAACCAGGGGUCCACUUGAACCAGCCGCAUGCCCAGGCUGAUCCCGUUAGCCAAUUAUGUAAUGCUUCACCAGAGAGUCACUCUAAUGUCUGUUCCCUCUCUCAUUUAAAAGAUGAUAUUAAUACAAGUAGAGACCCUCCCGUUUUAGGAACUGCAAGUGGGGGGACCAGUGCAGUGACUUUAGCACAGAGAACAGCUGAAAGUCCUGCUGCUGAUGUGCAGGGGACAUGUAUACCCAUUGAGGCUUCUUCUGGGAAAACCUGCUGCCCCAGGAUAGAUUUAGAAACUACAAAUUGUUUUACUCAUUUGAGGGAGCGGGUUUCAAUGGAAGAGGAACCUCCAGAUGAGAGAACAGCUGGAGAACCCUUGCAGUCUGAGCUCCCUCUGUUCACUGACCCUACCCAGCUGAACGUGUCUGAAACAGGUGAUGGCUGUGAGCAGGUUUCCUGUGGGCUUGCCCCCAGUGAGCCCAAGAGAGAUGAAAGGGAAGAUUGUGAACUCGGACAGACUCUGGACACAGCAGAAUCACUUGGGACAGUGGGGCGCUUUUCAGUGUCAGAGGAUGUGACUCCUAAUGAAAUCAGUAGCAGCCCACCGAGUGGACAGAGUGAAAGACUCCUGCUGAGGAGCCAGCCCACAGAGGCUUGCAGUGACAAUGGGGAGAAUGGGGCAGAGUCAGGGAUCCUUCUAAAAGGAACAUGUAUAGAAGAGCUUGAGGGGUAUGGUUUUCCUGCUGUUCUGGACGUGCCAGGAGCAAAUUCUCUGUCUAAUGGUUGUGAUUCCUAUGGAAUGCUAAACCCAGUUAUUGCUUGUGUUCCAAAGACUUUACCCUCCAAGGAAGAUUCAGUCACAGAGGAAAAGGAAAUUGAGGAAAGUAAAUCAGAAUGUUAUGGAAAUGUUUAUGAGCAAAGAGGAAAUGAGGCCCCAGAAGGGAAUGGGCUUGUCUUAAGCAGCACUAUUGACCAAAUGAAAAAAAACUAUGUUCGUAGUCUUGGUAGUCAGGUCCCAUCCGUUCAGGGGCAGUCGGCCCCUCAAGCAGUAGUUAACGUGCCCCCCGUCAGUGUUCCCUUUGGCGGGGCCAGACCGAAGCAGCCCACCAAUCUCAAGCUGCAGAUUCCAAAGCCAUUGUCAGAACAUUUGCAGAAUGACCUCCUUGCUCAUGGUGGCACUCAUGCUAAAAACAAAAAUGAGGGGUUUGGGAAAGCAAAGUCAGGGGAAAACGCCAAAGCAGCCACAUUCCCUAAUGAGACGCUCAAUUCCUCCAUUGCCGACGCAAACGGGGACCUUGUGGAAGAGGACGAGGCUGUGGUCUCUAGUAGCCCGUGCCUUGCAGUGGCCUCCGAUAGCCCUGAUAACGAUCUCAGAGCCAGUCAGUUUGGUGUUCCUACUAGGAAGCCGUUCACCACUCUGGGCGAGGUGGCUCCUGUGUGGGUCCCAGAUUCUCAGGCUCCGAACUGCAUGAAAUGUGAAGCCAGGUUCACCUUCACCAAGAGGAGGCAUCACUGCAGAGCAUGUGGGAAGGUUUUCUGUGCUGCAUGUUGUAGCCUGAAGUGCAAGUUGCUGUAUAUGGAGAGAAAGGAAGCUCGAGUAUGUGUGAUCUGCCAUUCCGUGCUCAUGAAUGCUCAAGCCUGGGAGAACAUGAUGAGUGCCUCAAGCCAGAGCCCUAACCCUAACAAUCCUGCUGAGUACUGUUCUACUAUCCCUCCCUUGCAGCAAGCUCAGGCCUCAGGAGCCCUGAGCUCUCCACCUCCCACUGUGAUGGUGCCUGUGGGAGUGUUAAAGCACCCCGGAGCAGAAGUGGCUCAGCCCCGAGAGCAAAGGCGAGUGUGGUUUGCCGAUGGGAUCUUGCCCAAUGGGGAAGUUGCUGAUGCGGCCAAAUUAACAGUGAGUGGUCCUUCCUCCACGGGAGCCUUGGCUGUGUCCCAUGACCCAGCCCAGCCAGUGAGCAGCAGCCCACUGGCAGCAGAGACUGGAAGCUCAGUGUGGGUGAGGACUUUGUCUCGAUUAAACCUAGGUUCUUACUAUUCAACAGAUAUUUCUGCCUUCUCGGGUAGUAUAACUCAGGUGGGAAGUCCUGUUGGAAGUGCAAUGAACUUGAUUCCAGAAGAUGGUCUCCCUCCCAUCCUCAUUUCUACUGGGGUCAAAGGAGAUUAUGCUGUGGAGGAGCGCCCUUCCCAGAUCUCCGUAAUGCAGCAGCUGGAGGAUGGCGGCCCUGACCCACUGGUGUUUGUUUUAAAUGCAAAUUUGCUGUCAAUGGUUAAAAUUGUUAAUUAUGUGAACAGGAAGUGCUGGUGUUUCACUACCAAGGGCAUGCAUGCCGUGGGACAGUCCGAGGUGGUGAUCCUUCUUCAGUGUUUGCCUGAUGAGAAAUGUCUGCCCAAGGACAUCUUCAGUCACUUUGUGCAGCUCUAUCGUGAUGCACUGGCAGGGAAUGUCGUCAGCUGUUUGGGACACUCCUUCUUCAGCCAGAGUUUCCUGGGUAGCAAAGAACAUGGUGGAUUCUUGUAUGUCACAUCUACUUACCAGUCAUUGCAGGACCUGGUGCUUCCAACUCCACCAUAUUUAUUUGGGAUCCUUAUCCAGAAGUGGGAAACUCCAUGGGCAAAAGUUUUUCCCAUAAGACUAAUGCUGAGGCUUGGAGCUGAAUAUAGACUUUAUCCAUGCCCUCUGUUUAGUGUCAGAUUUCGGAAGCCAUUGUUUGGAGAGACAGGACACACAAUUAUGAAUCUUCUUGCAGACUUUCGGAAUUACCAGUACACUCUGCCUGUGGUCCAGGGUCUGGUGGUUGACAUGGAAGUGAGGAAAACAAGCAUUAAAAUCCCCAGCAACAGAUACAAUGAGAUGAUGAAGGUCAUGAACAAGUCCAAUGAGCAUGUGCUGGCCGGAGGAGCCUGCUUCAACGAGAAGGCAGACUCCCACCUGGUAUGCGUCCAGAACGACGAUGGCAACUACCAGACUCAGGCUAUCAGCAUCCACAAUCAGCCGCGGAAGGUCACGGGUGCCGGUUUUUUCGUGUUCAGUGGAGCUCUGAAGGCCUCUUCUGGAUACCUUGCGAAGUCCAGCAUCGUAGAAGAUGGAGUCAUGGUCCAGAUAACGGCGGAAAAUAUGGACUCCUUGAGGCAAGCGCUGCGAGAGAUGAAGGACUUCACCAUCACCUGUGGGAAAGUGGACGCCGAGGAGCCUCAGGAGCACAUCCACAUUCAGUGGGUGGAUGAUGACAAAAACUUCAACAAAGGGGUGGUCAGUCCUAUCGAUGGGAAAUCCAUGGAGUCCAUAACCAGUGUGAAGAUAUUCCACGGCUCUGAGUACAAAGCGAAUGGGAAAGUCAUCAGGUGGACAGAGGUGUUCUUCCUGGAAAACGAAGACCAGCACAACGGCCUGAGCGACCCUGCGGAUCACAGCCGGCUGACAGAGCACGUGGCCAAGGCCUUCUGCCUCGCCCUCUGUCCCCACCUGAAGUUGCUCAAGGAAGAUGGAAUGACCCGACUGGGCCUGCGGGUCGCCCUGGACUCGGAACAGGUCGGCUACCAGGCCGGGAGUAAUGGGCAGCCUCUGCCCGCCCAGUACAUGAAGGACUUGGACAGCGCCCUGGUGCCCGUGAUCCACGGGGGUGCCUGUCAGCUCAGCGAGGGGCCCCUGGUCAUGGAGCUCACCUUUUAUAUCCUGGAGAACAUCUCCUAAGAGACUGGUGCCCCACUCAUUUGCACUUUAAAACUGGAAGAGGAAGCUUUUGUUAACACUAAGGGGGGGGGGGGUUGGGGUGGGGGGAGGCGAGUUUCCCACAGUCCUCUUCUUCUCUGCAUCUUCUGAGAAGGGAAGGGCAGCUUCUCGGCUCCACGCAGCUCCCCAUGUCCCUGCAGCUAACCCACUUCUGCUCCUGCUUGGACGAGGGGACCCGGGUCCUGCGCCUCUGUUCAGACUUCUGGGGAGGGGGUGCAGGGGAGCAAAUAAAAGGUGAAACACAAGCCUCUCACUCUUUGUCUGGGGAUGUGCGAGGAGGAAUCGCCGAGAGCCACUGCCUGCCCCCUUGGCCCCACCACGCCGGCGGUGACCCAUCGUUUCUGUGGCCGGAGCAAGUCUUGGACUCUUCCAGCCACACGGAUGCGUGGGAAGGAGGCGUGGACCCCCGCGGCAUCUGCAUGUUGGGAUGCUUGUGAGGGGCCGGGCAAAGGCCGAUGGCGUCACUGACCCAUGUGUGGGACCUGCUCUCUGUACUCCGUGUACCCCGUCCCCAUGCCCGGGCUCCCCUUUGCCCAGCGGGGCAGCUCCCAAUCAGAAUCCCUGCCUGAUCCUCCCCCGAGGCCCAGAAAGAAAUGAAUCUCCUGGAGCGCAGCUGCUGCUUUUGUCGUGUUCUUUAAGCCUAGAGCCUGG